Messenger RNA from Lachancea fermentati, 675 nucleotides. NCBI's taxonomy places the organism in Eukaryota, Fungi, Ascomycota, Saccharomycetes, Saccharomycetales, Saccharomycetaceae. The record is from the annotation of a GenBank genome assembly.
AUGGAUGAGUAUAUUCCGAUGAUUGACGCCAUCCUGAGUGUUUCAAACCCCGAUGAGGUCAGUGCGAAGAGGAUUAGGAAAGCGAUUCAAGAGUUGUUUGCAGUAGACUUGGAGCCGCAAAGGAAAAAAGUGAAUGCCCUGAUAGUGGAACGAUUCAAUGCGCUGCAAGAUGAAAAGGUGAACAUGACAAAUGAGCAACUUACUAAAAGUGACGCUGAUCUUGCAGCUGAGAUACAAAAAGACAAAACUAGUUCCAAACGUUCAAAGAAUAAACCGGCAAAGAUCCAAAAGAAGAAGAGAAAAGUAAGCGAAAACGGAAACGGAAUCAAUACACGUAAAGUAAACUUGAGUGAGCCCCUAAGAGACUUUUUGGGUGAAGCAGAGCUCGCAAGAACACAAGUUGUCAAGAAAGUUUGGGACUAUAUCAAGGAGAAUGAACUUCAGAAUCCUGAGGACAGAAGAGAGAUUCUUUGUGAUGAUAGAAUGAAACCAAUUUUUGGGGACAAGAUGACUAUGUUCUCAUUAAACAAGAUUCUUUCCAAGCACUUAUUCAAUCCUGAAAAGAUGACAAGCAGUAACAUCAACGAAAAAAACAAUGAAAGCGAGCAUAAUAAAGAUACCGAGGAAUCAAGUAUUCCGCCCGAUUCGGUUUCCGAUGCUGUCAGCGGAGAAUAG